AUUGCAAUUGGAAAGCACCCAAAGAUAGAAUGAUGGUUGUGUCGACUUGUGUCUCUUGUUGGAAAGCAACCAAGAUGAUCUUAAAUAUAAAAUCGGACUAUGAAUACCAGCCCUUGUCUGUAGUCUGAUAAUGCAAGGCUUGAAGCCUGCAACUAAAAAGAGAGAGAGAAAAAGUGAGUGAGUUUUGUUAGGUUAUAUUAGUAUGUUAUAUCAAGAAAUUAUGAACUUAAUUAAACGUAGCUACAAGUCUGCUGUGACAUUCUGAUUAAAUACCAAUAUAUUAGUAUAUUGCUAAUAUUUUACUUAUUCGAAUUAUUUUGCUGGAGAAAACAAAUAGUUGAUAAAUAGAAAAAAAUUGAAUAUAUAUAUAUAUAUAUGUAUAUAUAUAUGUUUAUAUAUAUACAUACAUACAAAAUAUAAUUACAUACUACAAAAUAUUAUUACUUAUAUCUGUAUAUAUUAAAUUAUGGAUCAAUAUUUUAAAAGUUAUGAAGAACUUGACAUUCACCAAUUAAUGCUAGAUGACAAGAUACGUGUCUUAGCAUAUAAAACUGCUAUUUUUAAUUCAAAAGAUAAAUUUCAAGGCAAAACAGUAAUGGAUGUUGGUGCCGGUACAGGUAUAUUGUCAAUUUUUAGUGCUCAAGCUGGUGCAAAAAAGGUUUAUGCAGUAGAAGCAAGUAUACUAGCAAAGACUAUUGAGCAUGUAUUAAUAGAAAAUAAUGUACAGAACAAAAUUGAAGUAAUUCACAGUAAAGUAGAGGAUAUCCAUCCAGAUAGUUUGGAGAAAGUUGAUAUAAUUAUCUCAGAAUGGAUGGGUUUUUAUUUAGUACAUGAAGGAAUGUUAGAUUCUUUGCUCUAUGCAAGAGAUAAUUUUUUACGGGAGAAUGGUUUAUUAUUCCCAUCCAUAGCAAAAUUGUAUGCUUCACCAUGUCAAUUACGAAUCAUGUACGAAUUUUGGGACAAUGUACAUGGAGUCAGUAUGAGGUUCAUUGGAAAGCAAUACAGAGAAAUUAAAUCCAUGAAGCCAGAAAUACUGUAUUUAAAUCAAGAUGAUCUUUUAACUGAAGGUAAAUUGCUGGCUUGGCUAGAUUUAAAAUGCAUUUCUGUGGAAGAUCUAAAUCUACUGGGUGGAGAGGACUAUGUAUCAGUAUGUGACAAAAAUGGAAAAUAUCAAGGAAUAUGCAUUUGGUUUACAGUUGAAUUUCCAGAUGGCUCAGAAAUGUCUACAGGACCUUGCGUUGAACCAACACAUUGGAAACAAACCAUAAUUGUUUUACCUACAGAUAUUAAAGUAAUAAAACAUGAACCUAUUGCUUAUAGAUUGUCCUUAAAAAGAGAUACAUUGUGUCCAAGACAUUAUAAUAUAGAAGUAAAUUUGUUAGAUGCAGAAGAAGUGGAACAUGAUGUUCCAUGUAAUUGUCACAUGACGAAAUGCAUAGUAACAAGGACGUAUGUUACAGAUUAUGCAAAUAAUAAGACUGUGGCACCAGCUAAAUCAUAUAAAAUAGAAAAUAAUAAUUUUUAGAGUUUUAAGCUGUACUAUAUAAAAUAAAUUUUUAUAUUAUAUAAGAUAAAUUUCUCCUCUUUAUUUUUUACAUAUUUAUAUAAUACAGGGUU
Molecule: messenger RNA, 1617 nt
Organism: Odontomachus brunneus
Lineage: Eukaryota; Metazoa; Arthropoda; Insecta; Hymenoptera; Formicidae
Gene: Art8
Product: protein arginine N-methyltransferase 1
Exons: 5
Coding region: 467-1525 (352 amino acids)
Biological process (GO): peptidyl-arginine methylation
Cellular component (GO): nucleus
Molecular function (GO): protein-arginine N-methyltransferase activity
Source: RefSeq, a predicted model, not a curated record